Messenger RNA from Sabethes cyaneus, 11295 nucleotides. RefSeq lists its product as uncharacterized. The transcript is spliced from 7 exons. The record is from RefSeq and is a predicted model, not a curated record. Lineage: Eukaryota; Metazoa; Arthropoda; Insecta; Diptera; Culicidae. Gene Ontology annotation, molecular function: protein binding. Bases 488 to 10459 code for a protein of 3323 amino acids.
CGUUUUCUGGACGUUUUCAAACGCAAAAUAAUCGUGAAAUAUGUGCGUUUAAUGGACAAUAGUGUUUGUGCAUCGAUUAUCUGUGCGAAAAGCGUAGAAAAGUCAAGUCCGGUUAAGCCUCAGUGGGAAGCAGCUAUCUGGACAAAGUAGGAACCAUUUUCGGGAUAUCCUGAUAUGAACCACUUUGUAAUGGCCGUUAUGUCCGUACCAGUACCAAAAACUAGAGGCCAACCGACGAUUCAUAGCAUAGGUGAUCCUCCCUCGGUGACAAACACACUGCAACGUAAUCUAGUAGUACCAUCGGUAAAACAGUUAGAAGCUUUUGGACCCGGUCGCAUCGCGUAAACACACGACGUCCCGCAAGGACCCAAACCAAGAUACCGUUCUUCGUCGAUUAUCAUCAAGGCAAUUUUGUUGUUUCUUUUGGAAGAGAAAAAGUGUUCAGUUUAAUGUGAUUUGAGGUGGUGUACCGUACCAAAAGAAAACCAUGUCUGCGACGUCGUCGUCCGCUAGUAAUAACUUGACAGCAACGUCCAGCCAAAGUACUAACAACAACAAUCCCGGCAAUGUUCUCUCGUCACCGUCUGCGCCAUCCAACAUCGUCAUUCUGGACAAUCAGGUUCUGGAUAGUAACGAUGUAGUGGCCGCAGCCGGUCUCCAGCAGUUGUCCAACGCCGGUACUCUGAAGCUGACGAGAGACUGUGCGGUGCAGUAUUCGAAUUUAAUCAGUAGCUACGCAGCGAGUAGUAGCAGCAGCAGUAGCAGCAACAAUAGUGGUAGUAAUAGUGGAACAACUAUCGUGGGCAACAAUAGCUCUCAGAUGAAUACAGUGAACAUUAUACCGGGAGACGCCAAUCAGACCAGCUCGCGAGUGCAGGUGCUUAGCAAUGUACAGUUGGUGUCGAAAGGCGGCUCCCAACCAUCUACAUUCAGUUACGUAGAUGCCAGUGGAAAGAAUUUUAACGUUCUCACAUCAAGCGGCAAAAUCGGCAGUAAUAAGUUGAUCAGUGUACCGAUUACGAAAGUGAAAUCUUUUAAUCAUAUUGGUGGACAGCAGCAGCAGCAGCAGCAACAGCAGACGCAAAUUGUUUCGUCUUCUGUGCAGCAUCAACAACAGCAGCAAAAAGUAACAGUUCCACGCAGUAUUCAGUUGGUAACCAGGAUUCCAAACUCAACCAUUUCCGUCAGCAAUGGACGCGUUUCGCAGAUCGCAUCGACGAUUUCGUCGCCUCCACAGCCAUCGACGCAGCAAUUCACAAUUCAACAGUACCCGGACUCUAGUGCUAAUUACACAAGCAGUCCCAUUAUCAGUGCCAGUACUGGUGCUGGCAAUAAAGCAGUACCCGCCAAGUGUAAAUCUACGGCGACAUCACUCAGAAUGUUGCAGAAUUCAUCCGCCAAUCAGCAGCUUGGUCCCAAGCCAGCGGUCGGCAAAAGCAUGAGUGUUAGUCUGAAAAGCGUACGGACUAACUCGAAGGCAGCAGUGUCCAGUGUUAACUCGCCGCAGUAUUUUGUAAAAAGUUCAACUAACGGAACAGUGCAACAGCUAGGUGGAACAACUACCUCCAUCUAUACAACAUCCCCGGCCCAAGCAGUCUACCACAAUCCGACGCCUCAUCCGGUUCCCCAGCCGGCAUCGAAUCCUUUUGCGCCGGCCACUGGCAACACCGGGAAGGGUCGAAAUGUUUAUAAAACAUCGAAAAACCAGUUAAUUGCACUGCAGCAGCAACAACAGCCACAAACAUCUCCGCAACGCUCGGUGACACCGUCCUCGAGCAGCGGUUCAAUCAGCACAAUACCGCAGAGCUCUGUGUACGGUGGCAGCACAACGGCCUCCCUGGUGCAAGGUAACAACCGUUAUCAACCGAACUACUACUCAGCCCCACAAUCCCCGUCUAACCUAGCCAGCAACAACUAUAAAUCGUUUAACCAUCUCUACACAGGAGUGCAAUCGUCUUCGACAACGGCAUACGAUUCGACGAUCGGUUCGUCCUCAUCUGCGGUGGAUCAUCACGGACCGGUCGUUCCCUCGAUGACGGUAACGGGUUACUGUUCGUCGACGGGUAAGGGAAAAAAGUAUACGGCCGUUGUGAACAAUGACGUGUCCGCGUCUCCGGUUAAAGUUCGCGGAAUUGGUCGUGGCAGAAAUAACAGUUUAUCAAGCAGCUAUCAGCAGCAGCAGCAGCCAUCUUCGGAAUCACCUUCCCCGUAUCAACGCUAUUCGGCCUCCCCGUCGAGGCCCACGCAACAGCAAUUCCAUCCUCCGCCGCUUACGGGCAGUACUCUCCACUUGCCGAGCAAUAAUCGAGAUGAUCAAAUAUUUAUUAAUGGCCAGCAAAUGACGGACGAAUCGUCCGCUCGCAUUCUGCAGAGCUUGGCUAAUAAAACACCCGAUAACGGGGGAAAGUACAGCUGCAAACCGCAGCAAACGUUUAACUUCUACGGAUCGGAAAGCAUCCCGCAAAGUGCCGCCAGCAGCAGUAGUAGUGGCAGUGCAGUGAUGAAUACCGGCAGCAUUCCGACUCCGUCGGGAGUGGUGUAUGAUCCAAGUGAUUCUCGGUUCUACGAGGAGAAAGCCGAUGGUAGGAGGUCCAGCACAUCGGAAGUCAUCACCUACGCGGAUAACAUCCCACUGCGUGAAGGCUUCCCGGCUUCUUACACCUACAACCACCGUGACGAUGAUGAUCAGAUAGGCGAGGAAGUGCGUCCAGCUCCGGUCGAUACGUCCCAUGGAAUUCGGUAUCACAUUUUACAGGCGGUGCUGCAAGAUCAUACCUAUGUAGCCACCGUUCCGGAGCUCAAGCUACCGGAACAACCGCCACCGGCGGUUGCAUUACUAUCUGGUGGUCCCUUGACACCGGUACCGAGCCAACCAGUGCUAAAUCAAUCCUCCCAAAUGGUAGGAAGACUACCGUCCCAAGCACAGUCUAAGCUUCAGUCUAGCUUGUGCUCGUCGUCUACCGGAUCCGUACCGUCGUACUCUUCAGUUAUGUUAACUCAAUCUCCCUCAUCACACGCUAUAGCGACUACAGUGUCCGCACCUGCUGUCAGCGUCACAAUUCCAUCGGCUUCCGUGCCGGCUCCACUAACGCAGAUGAGCCUAAGUACGUUGGCUGCGAUAACUGCAUCCCAGUCGAACAACAACUGUGGUAGCAGCACCGCCAUAAGCAGCAGCAGUGUCCACCAGCAGCAGAGCAGCGGCACGCUGGAUCUGUAUCAUCGAUCGACGGCCAUCGUGACGGCGGCCGGGGACGUAUCGACGGCCGGCGACGCUCAGGAUGACGAUGCUAACUCGGUGAUCAGUACCGGAUCGCGCAAUCUGAACAGCACCGAGAACGAUUUGGGCGAGGAAACCGAAACGGCCCCGGAGGGCGAGGGUGAGGACGAUUCUGUCACCCGCUGUAUCUGUGAUCUGACGCACGACGAUGGCUACAUGAUUUGCUGUGAUAAGUGCUCCGCCUGGCAGCACGUCGAUUGCAUGGGCAUCGAUCGGAUGAACAUACCGGACGAGUACAACUGUGAAAUCUGUCAACCGAGACCGGUGGAUAAAGCCCGGGCUCGGUUGCUGCAGCUGGAAAAACGCAAAGAGCAGUCGCUGUUUCUGGCCAACAAUAACCUCCAGUUGCCGGUUGCCGAUUCGGCCGUAAGUAGUUCUAACCUGAUCAAUUCGCAGUCCGGAACAGGGGCCGUUGCCGGUUCCGGCAGCGGUAAGGGUGCCAACCAGUACACAACCGGAAAAGCGGUAGCCGGUUCGAAAAAGAACAAAUCUUCCGGCGGGAGUGCGAAGAAAAAGGCGAACGAUGGGAGCUCGGCGGCAAGUAAAAAGAGCAGCAAGAAGGGUUCCGACAGCAGUGCGCUAAAUCGAGUUAACGGAAAGCGGAAAGAGCUCAAGAAGCCGUCGAAGAAAAAGGUGAAAUCCAACGAACCGAACGCGGAAAAGAUGAGCAACAUGAUUCGGAACUGGAUCGAUAACUACGAACGUGCCAUCACGAAUCACUACUCGCCGGAGCUGCGGGCACGUUUGCAGGCCUUCGGCAAGAUGCAGUCGCAAAAUCCGCUGCUGAACUCCGAUCGUCUUAUUCCGGCGAUGGAGGUCGUGAAUCUGCAGCAGAAGUGUACGACGGUUCCGCAUGCCGGGGGGAAAAUAUUGAUCAGCACCGGUGACAUCGAACCGCUAGCGCCGAUCAUCGAAAUCAGGGGAAAGUAUAUGCUCUCUUCGCAGCAUAAACCACUCCAGUCGCUGUUCAAUAUGGCCGCGAACGGAAAGUUGGCCAACAACAAGAAUGCUGGACCAUUCUUGUUCCUGUACCAGCUGACGCAGGGUGGUAUGGAGUUGUGUGUCGAUACGAGGACGUACGGUAAUGAUGCUCGCUUUAUUCGCCGGUCGUGUCGACCGAAUGCGGAAAUUCUGCACAAUAUCGAGAAAGGGGUGGUUCAUUUGUAUAUUGUUUCUACUGCGAAUAUCAAGGCGAAUACGGAAAUUACCAUCAAGCACGAUGAGCAACUGAUUCAGAGGGUUGGUGGUGUUGUUAUCUUAACGCACACCACGGUCACGAACCUCUGCGCCUGCGGUUUAAUCAAAGAAUGUCAAUAUUCUGCCCAGCUGAGUGACGGAUUGUUUCCAAACCAGACAGCGGCUACAAAUGUGGCCGGGGCAAUCGCUGGAAGUGCUGUUGGAGCGUUACCGCAGGCGGCAAUUGGACCGGGCUUUACCCCGGGCGGAACUACAACCACCAAACCGUCCAAAAGCAAGAAAAAUAAUGGUGCUCUUAGCGGUGAUUGUGAAAAGAAGCCAACGAAAAAACGAAACAGUCGUUCCACCAGUUCCAGUGCCGAAACACGUCUAAGAUCGAUCUCUUCGAGUGGUGAAAGUGCAAAUGAAAUGAUGCUGUACGCUCAACACGCGCAGCAGAUGCAUCUCCAGCAGCAGCAGCAGCAGCAGCAACAGCCAUCUCUCUCACCUGUGCCACAGCAAUCUCAAUUUCAACCGAUGGCUUCACAGCAUGUCAUCUCACAGCAACUGCAGCAAACGGCGCUGCACUUUAUUCACCAACAACAACAACAGCAAUCUUUACCUUUAAACCAUCCGGUUUACAUGUACAGCCCUUCGCCGACACAUCAAUCUACGACGGUGACGACGCUGGCGCCUCCUCAACAUCAUCCGGUGCAUCCGCAAACACCGCCACCGUCGAGCCCCGUCAUGGGAAUGCCCAACAGGCCGGGAUUUUAUACGGAGAUAAAAUCACCACUCAAUUCGCCACCGCUCAAUCUGAGCGGUCCGCCUCCGCUGGCCAUCCCAGCAAUGGCUUCGCCAGUCAAAUCAAUGGUUCAACUACAACAAAUGGCGUCGCCGAUGGCCAGUCCAUCGGCCCUGCCGGUACCGUUGACCCAGACCCAGCACCCAGAGCAUCAACACCAGAUCUUAUCCACAAUCGUUCAACAGACCCAACAACCGGUUCAAUUGCCGGAACCAGUUCGGUUUGAUUCGAUCCAUCAGCAGCAGCAGCAACAACAGUACCAGCAGCAACAAAUAAUGGAAGACAUUCUGAGAAUAAAAAUCAAAUCACCAAUCGCUAGUCCGAUUAAGCAGGAACCUCCUAAAUCUCCGGUGCAAGUCAGCAUGUUGUCACCUCCCCCGCCGCCUCCCAUUCCAAUUGCCCAGCGAAUACUAUCUGCGGAGACGUUGAAAAGUGAACUUUUCCACUCCCAUCAACAGUCACCACCAGCCCAAAUGCAGCAGCAGCACGUUCCACCACCGUUGGCUAAUCUGCGCCCGCAAUCUCCAGUAAAAACCGAAUUUCCCAAGCUAGAGAUUAAACAGGAACAUUCCUUGCUGCUUUCGCCACCACGGCCACCAAUCGCGCUUGUUAAUCAACUAUCUCAUCCGCCUGCUGUUGAGGUCAAAAUCGAACAGCAGGAGGUUAAAACGGAGCCCGGCGUACAAAUCACAAAACUAGAGGACGCACAUCCGUCGGUGGUAACGAAGGUCGAACCCAGUGAGCAACAACCAUACUAUCUGUCGCCGAAACGGGAACCAUCACCGCUCCCACCACCACCACCAGCAUCAGCACCCUCUGUGCUUGACGAUAGCAAAGAAGACAUCGUCCCAGUGACGCCCACAAAUGACGCCAGUCCGUGCGAGAGUGCCGCAAGCUCUCCAGUAAAAUCUCAACCUCCUUCCACCGUGACGACUCCCGUCUCAUCAACGUGCCCUGCAGCCGGAGAAGGUGGUAGCAAAGGUAACAGUACCAAUAACUCCCCGCAUUCGACAUCGCAACAACACCACACGACGUCGGGCAGCAGUAAAAAGAAAGGCAGCAGCAAGGAUUGCUCCAAGGAGCACACCGCAACGACGACGGACGUCGUCAAAGAGGAAAAGAAACCCUCUCGAAAGCUAACCCGCGAGGAGCGCAAAAUGGAAGCCAUCGUCAAGGCGUUCGAAAAGAUGGAACAAUCGCAGCAGCGCAAACAGGAACUCAAAGAGCAGCGCAAGGAGGGCAAACGGCGCAGCGUGUCGUCAUCGACGCCGGAUGAAAGCGGCGGCGGUGCUCCCGGCGGGACAGUGUCCGGGGGGCCGGCUUCAGCAAAGAAAAAGUCUCUCAGCUCGGCACAGCAGAAACGCAAGAAAAAGAAAAGCAAAUCACUCAGUCAGCAUUUCGGUUCGCCCAAUCAGAGUCGAAAGAAGAAGGUGUCUAAAUCGUCGAAAUCUUCGUCGUCGUCAUCGUCCAAGAAGCGAACCAGUGCCGGUGCUGCGCAGCAGCAAAAUAGCCGCCCACAAGCGGAUAAGGAAGCCGAACUGUUGCUCACUGCAAUGUCGUCGUCGCAAACCAACGAAGGACCGAAGGAGCUGCUGAAAGGUGAGGAACAAUCCCUUCCUGUGGCCUCCUACUUCGGCGAAGACGUGCAACCGAUGCCGGCUGACGGUGCCGCAACGGAGAAUCAUACACCGAUGACAACAACCCCCGUGAACAACAGUGAAAGUGAAACACCGUCCCCUUCGGCGGGGGGAAGCAUUUCCAGCAGUCUACCGUUGCUCAGUUCUGCUUGCAUGCUGGUGGAAGCAGCUGUUGGUCCACUGGAGCAAGCUUCCAGCACGACUCCAACGGAGCAGGAUUUUAAAUUUCCUCAAAAGGCGAAAACGAAGAAAAGUAUGAGUCGCGAGUGGAUGAGCGGUCAAACAACGACGGGUGGAGACUCGCCUGCUGCCGCACUUUCCUAUCGGAGAGUAACACCGGAUCAGGAUUCUGGCUAUAUGAGUGAGGAGAAGACUAUUGAUUUCCGGCGAGGAGGAGUGCUGAUGGAUGAAAGCAUAUCGACGCCACUGGGUGUGGACGUUGGCGAACCGAGCAUAUGUAUAGUGGCGAAAAAGGUUGAGGAGUUUAUCGCUCAAAAUUCUCCCCAAUCGGACGAAGUCAGCGGUCUCAAGUGGGACGAAAAAGUUACCUCCGGUGGAGGCUUAACUUGUCUUACAACCACUGGCGGUUCCCAGGAACAGCAUCAAACCCCAACUAGUGGUGGCAAUGUAUCGGAGAGUGCUUCCGUUAAAAAGCGCUGGCUUCGACAAGCGAUCUCCGAAGAAACUGACGAACUGAUGCACGCCUCCAAUUCUCCUCCGCCACCGAACGGGUUCACAACACCGUUGAAAAAACGACGCGUUAUACGACAAUCAGACGACGCACAACAACAACAACAACAACAGCAAUCGCUCAGUCAAUCACAAAACCAAACAUUUUUAGCCGCACAGAAAAUUGACUUCACCGGAACGGUGGUACAACAGCAAAGCGUAUCGCAGCCAAUAACCAGCAGCCCGCAGCAUAACUAUCAUGAACCUAGUCUGUACUGGUCCAACACUGGCCCACCUCCGCUAACGUAUUCCACACGUGCUCAUCCGCUGCUGGACGAAAAACAAGCCAUGGAUCUCUCGCGGACGGCACCGAUCCGAGUACCGCAGCAUACCGGCCGCAUUCAACCGUACAAAAUCGUCCCGAUAGCGCAGGCCCUAACGCCGCUGCAUUUCACCGAUCCGGAUCCACUUCCGAUUCCACCACCAGUGGCAAUAGUUCCCCCGCCAACCGCCAUCAUUCAAUCGCACCACCAACAUACGAUGCAUGAACGAACGUACGAACCGUUGCCUGUGGCAGCACCCCUUCCACCGCCCUCUGCCAUGGCAGCAAUGGUUCCAGCAUCGCUAAUACCACCAGAACUGCAACCCAUGAGCGUAGCCUCCCCGGUACCAUCGGAAACGUUACAUCAACCGCAGCAGCAAGUGCGAAUCGACAUGAGCUAUUCCACCGUACCUUCUUACCACCACCACCAGCCGGCGACUUCCGUCGGCGGUUCCGUCGGAGCGCUUGUGGCUGCGGCAGCGCCACCCAUUCAAUGCAUUACCCGAAGCAAGGGAAGCAAAAAGUACAUCGCUAGUCCGGCAAAAUUUCAGCAACCACCGUCACCGGCGGAUUCCGCCAGCAGUUGCUCCGUCACGGAAACGCCGGAGAAAAACUCGAACCUCAGCAGUAGUAGUACGGAGAAUAGUGCCGUAAACUCCGACAUCGACGAAGAACAGCAAUCGGUGAUUCGGGCUACCGUUUCCGAUCAACAGGUGCCGAUGGGACAACCCCUAGCCGGCGUCGCUGAUGAAGUGGUUAUCGUGCAAGAAAGUGAAGCGAUUCCGUUGGAAGAGCCGGUCGUUAACGUAGUUAACGUAGUGCCGGACGUCGCGAGUGAAUAUACGCCUGUAGUGGAAGAUGUAGUAAUGGCCAAAGAGGACACGUUCGUUCCGGAAGAAGAACAAAUCGUAACGGUUAGUGAAGUGUUUGCGGAGCAAAUCGUCGAACCGAUGGACACGAGCGGUGAAACGGUUAGCAACGAUGACGGUGGGUUGUUCGAAUCGCAGGAAGCGGAAGCAGUUAGACCACAGAAACGACCAUUAUCACCGGAGAAUGUUGUACCGGUUGCAGCUUUAGCAUUGAAUGGCCGAGAGAAAUCUUCUGCCCCUUUAACAGCAGUGGGGAACCGAGACGAAAAUGAGUUGGAAGAUUUGCAGAAGGUGAUUGCAUCCUUUCAUUCCGAAAACAUAAUGAAUCUAAUUUCGAGAAACAAAAAAAUGAAGAAAAGUGCCGGUCGCGACGGAAGCGGGGAAGACAGACCACGAGUAAGGCGGCAGCCCAAAAACAAACAACCUGCUGCGGCGGUGAGUUUGCCGGAAAGUGUGAAUGAAAUCGCUGGAUCAAUCGAGAUGAAGACAUCCGUUGAAUCGACUGACCUAAUAACAACAACAACUACAAUGACAGCAACGGAACCAAUUGUUCCGCAACCGGUCGCAGUCGAAACUACGGUUUCUGCAAUACCCGUCCUAACGAGAACCUAUUCGCAGCCUUCCUGGCUGUCAGCCACGACCGAAACGUUCCGAGAAGUCGGGUCUGAAGUAAGAAGUUUAUCCAGUCUGCGACCGGACAUUCCGGCGAUUAGCUACAAUUCACCGUCUACUUACCAAUCAACAGCGGCACGAAAUCUGCUUUCCUCACUGUCGGUUGGCUCGGAGCCACUGUCCACCCUAGGAAGCUAUCGAUCCGGAUCGUCAUCGUUCCUCGACUAUCCCAAAUCGUCGAUAAAUAGCAUACCGACCGUCACCGGAACAACGGGCAGCAGCAUAUACCAGUAUCGUCCGUCGACCGAAAUCAGCUCACUGCUGGAGAAAGGUUUCUCCAGUUCGAGGCCAUCCAGUUUUUCGACUUUAUCCUCCUGCAGCUCUAUCAUCGGGACGGAGCGAACCGGAAGCUCCACGAUCAGCAGCAGUAACAGCACUAGCAGCGGCACCAGCAGCAGCAGCAUCAGCAGCAGUACCCUUCUCUCGUCCGCUACUCUCGGCGCCAGUCCCAAAAUAACAGAGAAUUUAUCCACCCUUGGUGGAAGCAGCAAUAGCUCGACAAGCUACCCGAAAAUUUUCACCAAAACGGCGAGUUCAGAUCCACGACUAAACCCGGCGCUGACCAUUCCGGAACCGGCGACCCCCAUCACACCGAAGCGAAAACUUUCCAUCAACGAGUAUCGUCAGCGAAAAAUGCAAACCUGUCCAGCAGCAGCAACAGCUGCUGCUUCGUCGUCGUCGGCGGUAGCUUCGUCCAGUAUGGACGGAACAGUUUCCGCAACUUCGUCAUCCACUUCGUCGAGCAGUAACAACAGCCGGGAUGGCUGUAAUCUGAUCAGCAGUAGCCUCGAAAGCAACGAUGUCAGUUCGUCCAUCAGCAAGGAGCUGAAUCUCGAGCUGGAACUGGAACUCAGCCGCUCGGAAGAUGAUGAGGAAGUCGACGCUGCGGAACCGGAGAAUCCUUCCGCUGCUGUCGUGUCGAUAGUAACGACGGCGGCAGGUACUACGACCGAGGAAGCCGUUGCGGCGGUGGUGCUCAUCGGUGAAGCUGGCGAACCCGGCGUCGUCACAGGCAAGGACGAUACAGUGUAAGGUGGAAGGAACUCUAAAGGCUUAGGGUUUUGGAGUACUUAGUUUGUACCUGUCGAUAGAAUACGGAGCUUCUAUUUCAGUUGCUACAGCAUCGAAUGCAGCGGUCAGCGCGUAACGCCAUUGCAGCGCCUUUUCAACCGAAUUUGGCCGCGACAAUUCGCAGCAGCUAAUAUGGUGAAAGCUAAACAGACGGCAACCGUCCCCUGCUGGAGAGUGCCCGUUUGCAAACAGCAUCCACAAUACCAGGACCAGGAUCAGCAUGAUGCCAAAGCAAACCAAAAGCGGGGGAGAAUACCGAAUUGACAAAUUUCUAACAAAAGACGACGGAAACAACAAUAACUUGAACAACAACAACAACAACCAGGUAAACUGAAAUUACGGAACAAUUCGAUAGCGACGCUGGCAGUCCAAUUCGAAUUACUACAACUCAUCAUGCAAUUAAUUGCAGGUAGAAAAAAAACUAGAGCCAAGCAUGAAUUUUAGUAAUGAGUCUUGCGCUGCUGAUGAGAAAUCAAAAUGACAUAACAUGUGUAACAAGUACGCGAAUAGGGUCGAGCAGGCCUACUUCUUGUGGAAGUAGUAUAAUAAUAUUAGUACUAAUAGCAGUAGCAUCCAAUAGCGGGGCAAGCAUUGAUAGGAUAACGCUUGCCAACAUUACGUAAUCGAUUAUACACACUCAUUGUCGAUAGCUUACAAAAACGUGUAGCUUUCGGUGCUACAUCUUGUAAAUAAUUCCCUUCAAUGAUAGCACUUAUGUAAUUGAACUACAUCUCUUUUCCAAAUGGAUCUCCUUGAUUAUUUUUUAGCAAGGCAGUGUUAUUCUUGGGGAUAAGAAG